Molecule: messenger RNA, 1682 nt
Organism: Mizuhopecten yessoensis (Yesso scallop)
Lineage: Eukaryota; Metazoa; Mollusca; Bivalvia; Pectinida; Pectinidae
Product: THO complex subunit 3-like
Exons: 6
Coding region: 5-964 (319 amino acids)
Biological process (GO): mRNA export from nucleus
Cellular component (GO): THO complex part of transcription export complex
Molecular function (GO): protein binding
Source: RefSeq, a predicted model, not a curated record
CAAAAUGGCGUCUUACUUGGAAAACACGCGAAAACAUUUUCAAACAAAUAACAGAGUGAGGGAAUCGCAGGCACACUCGGCGAAGGUUCAUUCAGUAGCAUGGAAUUGUGAUGGGAGACGACUUGCCUCUGGGUCAUUUGACAAAACUGUCAAUGUUUUCAUGUUGGAACGAGACAGAUUGGUGAAGGAUUUGACCUUUCGUGGCCAUGGCGACAGUGUAGACCAGCUGUGCUGGCAUCCCAAACACCCAGAUCACCUUGUCACCGCAAGUGGAGACAAAACUGUCAGAAUCUGGGAUGCAAGAACCAACAAAUCUGUCGCAACAGUUAACACAAAAGGGGAGAACAUCAACAUCUGCUGGUCACCUGAUGGGAGUACAAUCGCUGUGGGCAACAAAGAUGACCUCAUCACAUUUAUAGACAUCAGAAGUCACAGGUCAAGGGCAGAGGAGCAGUUCAAGUUUGAGGUCAAUGAAAUUUCCUGGAACAAUGAAGGAGAUUUGUUCUUCCUGACCAGUGGUCAAGGCAGUAUACACAUCCUAAGUUACCCAGAGCUGAAGCUACAGUACUCACUGACAGCUCACCCAGCCAACUGUAUUUGUAUUGAGUUUGACCCUGUGGGAAAAUACUUUGCCACAGGAAGUGCUGAUGCCCUCGUCAGUCUCUGGGACUCCAACGAGCUGGUGUGUGUGCGUACGUUCUCAAGGUUGGAUUGGCCGGUGCGAACCUUGAGUUUCAGUCACGAUGGACGUCUGCUAGCGUCUGCUUCUGAAGAUCUGGUCAUAGACAUUGCUGAGGUGGAAAGUGGUGAAAAGGUCACAGAGAUCGCGUGCGAGUCCCCAACAUUCACAGUGGCCUGGCAUCCGAAGCGCUACCUACUGGCUUUCGCUUGUGAUGACAAGUACGAAGGACAUCGAGACGAACGAGGCACGGUCAAAGUGUUUGGUAUUCCCAGCGACCCCUGACCUGUGAAGGACUUGGUUAGAGGAUCAAACUGAUUAGGUUAUUGAACCAACAUGUCUGUAAAAAGACGAUAGCCUCGUGAUUGACCCCAGAGUCAGAUCUUGUAUGUAAAACAGAGAUUGCUGUUGUCAAGGUUACAAGGUACUAACAGGUAUUUUCCGACUGUCUUUAAGACUCUGGCAGUUGUUUAGCUGGAUAGAGAUCUAAUCAUCAGAAAGACGAAGAGGCUUGUUGAUCAAUGGUUUACAUGGGCUGUUAUAGUUUAUCUGAAGCAUUUAUGGAUUCCAUUGGUUUAUACUGAAGACGGUGCCUUUUUAGUCAGAAAUCUGGUGACAUUUGACCAGGAUACUGUAUUAUAUAUUGAAUUUCACAGCAGUGUUUUAUAUCAGUAGCAUAAAGAAUCGUCAUAACCUUAAAUUAGCAGCAAAAAAUAAGUCUGAGCUCAUCAAUCUUUAAGAAAUCACCUACAAUUAUAUGUGGUAUUUUAUGAUUCUAUGGUGAAUGUUUUGUAGUACAUGUAUAAAUAUGUCCAGGUUUUCCUUGUCACAGCUUUAACGGACCUCUCACAGGGAACAAACGACAGACAUUGUGUGUGAUCUAUGUAUUACAAACAAUAGUAUAUGUUAGCAAGCGGGUACAUGAACUUUGUUUUUUCUGACAUUCUCUUUGGUGCAAAUGUGAUACAAGACCUUUGCAGUAUGAAUUGAAUUUGUAGCAAAG